Molecule: messenger RNA, 1648 nt
Organism: Limanda limanda (common dab)
Lineage: Eukaryota; Metazoa; Chordata; Actinopteri; Pleuronectiformes; Pleuronectidae
Exons: 2
Coding region: 268-1011 (247 amino acids)
Biological process (GO): regulation of transcription by RNA polymerase II
Molecular function (GO): RNA polymerase II cis-regulatory region sequence-specific DNA binding; DNA-binding transcription factor activity, RNA polymerase II-specific
Source: RefSeq, a predicted model, not a curated record
UCAGGCGGCGAGGCGCGCACACGUUGGCCCGGAGGAUCUGACCCGGUUCUAGCCCGCGAUCGUUCACACACCCGAGCCUUCUCUUUGACCCACCGAGUCACUUCCUAAGUACCGAGGCGCUGCAUGGCGGUAACAGGGCUCCGCUGGACACGGGUGGAUCGUCGAGUUUGAUCGAAACGAGGUCGGGAUCAGUCAAACCGUUAGAGCCCCUCCUGGUGGAUCUCUCCGUUUUACCCGCUUAAAGCCAACAGAACCAGGCAGGGAACCAUGUCGCUGACCGCCUCGUCUGACUAUUUCGCCGCCGAGUGUCUGGUGUCGAUCUCCAGCGGUCCCGUCCUGCACCGACCCACUCCGAUGGCCCCCGUCGGCCUGCCCACCCCGGCGGGCCUGCUCCCCGGGGAGCCCGACGGCACGAUCGAGGACCGGGAGGUGCGGGAGACGCUGCGGCUGGAGGGGGCCAACAUGAUGGCGGUGGCCGGCAUCCUCACCGACCUGCACGGCAAGUUCCGCCCCAUGUCGGCCUACUCGGAGAGCAGCAACUCGUCGUGCGGCGGCGAGAGCGGCUACACCACGUUGUCCGACCCCACCACCCCCACCAUGACCCCCUCCGCCACCCCGGUGCCCGGGCAGCAGGUCCGGGGGGGAGGAGGAGGAGGCGUGGGCCCCCCCCGGUCCCCGGUGAAGAGGCACCAGUGCACUUUUGACGGAUGCGACCGAGUUUACGGGAAAUCGUCCCACCUGAAGGCGCACAUCCGGACACACACAGGCGAGAGGCCCUUCCCCUGCACCUGGCCCGAGUGUGAGAAAAAGUUUGCCCGUUCCGACGAGCUCGCCCGCCACACCCGUACCCACACAGGAGAAAAGCGCUUCCUGUGCCCACUGUGCGACAAGCGCUUCAUGCGCAGCGACCACCUGAUCAAGCACGCCCGGCGCCAUCCUGACUUCCAGCCCUCCAUGUUGGGACGCAACAAGGGCACAUCCUCUGCUUCCAGUCCGGCCCUGCACCAUUAGGAUGGUGCGUGUCUGGGUUUCCUGUGCACUGGGAUCAGCAGCAGCACGGAAGCUUGCGGUGGUUUCAACUUAACCAGCUACAAUCAGAUCCACCGACAAGGAUUUAGAAAUACGGUGUUGUACUCCAAAAUGCACACAUACACACAUUGUACACGAGUGAACACACAGAGCUGGAAGUGAGGAGCACGUAGCCUCAUCUCUCCAUCCACCCAGAUGAGUCAUGUGACCACUAUCCACCUGCUCAACUUAACCAGGGUUGGUUUUCACGAAUGUUCCACAUUUAUGAGAACCAGGGAUUUGUUUAAGAAAUGUGUUUUUUGAUUCCGCUUAUCGUUUCCUGAGAGCAAAGUUUGGACUUUCUGCACUUCGUUUACAUGGCUGCUUACACAUGGAUCAAACCACGUGUAUAAUGUUUACAAUAUGGCAGACUGGAGCGAGUUUUUCAAGUGUAGCUUCACAAAAGAUUGAAAUGAAGUGACAUGAAACUACUCAGUAAUAAAUACAUGCAGGGGAGGGAAGUUAAUAGAAUAUGAUGACACAUUUCCUACAGAAAGGUGUAAAGCUGCAGGGUGUUUCUUAUGCUGUAUUGUGACAUAGUGAAAUUAAACGGUGAAAACCUUUUAUACGAAAAGAACUA